GGGACUUGCUACAUGUUAUUCCUCAUCUCCAGCUCUGAUAGGCUUGGUGACCCGGUGUGCACAGCGCUACCAAUGGCUCCUCCAAACUUUUCUGGCACCUGGACCAUGGUCAGCAAUGAGAACUUUGACCGCUACAUGGUAGCACUGGGUAUAGACAUUGUCACCAGGAACUUGGCCAAAUUUGUUAAGCCUCAGAAGGUCAUAGAACAAGAUGGAGACUCCUUCAUCAUCCGGACACUCAGCAGCGUGCGCAGUUAUCGGGUCCAGUUUACCCUGGGACAGGAAUUCGAUGAAGACACCAAAGGCCUGGAUAACCGAAAAUGCAAGACUCUGGUCACUUGGGACAAUGGACGACUUGUCUGCGUUCAGAAAGGAGAGAAGAAGAAUCGGGGUUGGGUCCACUGGCUGGAAGGAGAUGAUCUGCAUCUGGUAUGUACAUGCUGCCUUCUA
This is a messenger RNA of Staurois parvus, 450 nucleotides long. Lineage: Eukaryota; Metazoa; Chordata; Amphibia; Anura; Ranidae. The record is from the annotation of a GenBank genome assembly.